Messenger RNA from Oryzias latipes (Japanese medaka), 568 nucleotides. It is a transcript of the gene snrpf, whose product is annotated as small nuclear ribonucleoprotein polypeptide F. Gene Ontology annotation, cellular component: U1 snRNP; pICln-Sm protein complex; catalytic step 2 spliceosome. The record is from RefSeq and is a predicted model, not a curated record. Lineage: Eukaryota; Metazoa; Chordata; Actinopteri; Beloniformes; Adrianichthyidae. Gene Ontology annotation, biological process: mRNA splicing, via spliceosome; spliceosomal snRNP assembly. Gene Ontology annotation, molecular function: RNA binding.
AAAAGCUCGAUGCCACUUCCGUUUCCUGUCGGCGGCAAAGCGUGCUUCUAGUUUGUGAAGCUAAAACGUUUUUGUGACGAAGACAUAAUAAACUUCUAAUUUACUGUUAAUCGGGUCUAAACUUAAUCGAGCAAAAUGAGUUUGCCCCUCAACCCAAAGCCUUUCCUGAACGGCCUGACAGGGAAACCAGUGAUGGUGAAGCUGAAGUGGGGAAUGGAGUACAAAGGCUACCUGGUGUCUGUGGACGGAUACAUGAACAUGCAGCUGGCAAACACGGAGGAGUAUGUGGACGGAGCGUUGGCGGGUCAUCUGGGUGAAGUGCUCGUCAGGUGCAACAAUGUUUUGUACAUCAGAGGUGUAGAAGAAGAAGAAGAAGAUGGAGAGAUGAGAGAAUGAUGAUGAAGAGGAGCCAGCUUGUGUGAUUGAACCCUAAAGUGGAGCCGUGUGUUUGUGUUUUCACCAUGUGAAACAAAUCUUUUUCCAACAACUUUAAGAUGAAACUUUUUUUUUUUUCUUCUUUUUACUGUUUGUGACAUAACACAAUAAAGUGACUGUUUAUCAUUUCUUA